This is a messenger RNA of Plasmopara halstedii, 1986 nucleotides long. RefSeq names its product FOG: Ankyrin repeat. The transcript is spliced from 2 exons. The record is from RefSeq and is a predicted model, not a curated record. Bases 1 to 1986 code for a protein of 661 amino acids. Gene Ontology annotation, molecular function: protein binding. Lineage: Eukaryota; Oomycota; Peronosporomycetes; Peronosporales; Peronosporaceae.
AUGUCCUUAAGUGAAAAUCAUGGGAAGUCGUAUAAGUCUGUCAAAGCAGCACAGUCUGUCCCCGGAAGUAAGUAUAUAAACGAUUACGACGCAAAAUGCGACGGAGACGCCGAUGAUGUUCCUGAGGACGAAAAAGGGGAAUCAAACGAGAUAGUCGUACGGCCUGAGCCUUUAAUGCAGCAAUUCGCAAGUUCUUGCGACGUUGAAGCUGGAUUGCAGUUUAUUGAUCUCUGUCACGAGGGCAAUUUAGACGCUGUCACGCAGCGGGUUCAUGCCGGUUCUCCUGCUGGAUUUAUUUCCAAAAGUGGCUGGACACCAGUAGCAGCAGCAGCUUAUAGCGGCUGUAAUGAAGUGCUUUUGUAUCUUUUAAACCUUGGUGCUGAUACCAUGUACGAGACCUCAGCGUCGGCUAGAAAGCAUCACCUUUUGGACGAACAUACCAGCGAUUCGAAACAGACAAUAGGCAACACUCCGCUACAUUGGGCAUGCUAUAAGGGCCAUGUCGACACGGUGGCAAUCUUGCUUGCUGCAGGAUACAACGUAGAAGCUGCAGACUCAGUUGGCAAUCGAUGUCUUCACUUAGCUUGCUCUGGUGGUCAUCAAGAGGUAGUAGCACAGCUACUUGCUCACUCAGCUGCUGUUGAACCACGUAAUAAAUUCAAAAAUCGACCACUCGAUCUGGCCUCAGAGCCAGGAUGCCGCCGCCUGUUGACACAAUUCCAAGCGCAGACAGCUUGCGCAUGGUGCAAAGAAACAUUUAGUCGCCUUCGCCGUCCCAGCUUGUGUCAACAUUGCCACGGUGUUUUUUGCGAUGAAAACCCGUGCACAUCAACUUCUUUACCGUCAUCUCAAUCAUCUCUCGCAACAAAUGUAGUAGACUGUGCAGAGCUGGAUUUCUCCACAGUUCUACGAACUCAAGCAUACAAGGCACGCUAUUGCCAGGACUGCACCGUAGAAAAGGAAAAGGCAGAGCAAGACUUGCGCGAUGUGCUUGACAGCAAACGCAAACUCAUCAGUCGCGCAAUCGCCGUACUUGAUCCCACUGUCGAUAAUGUCGGACUCGAACCUGCAGCUGAAACGGGCGCGUCAAACGUAGAUAUUGAAAAGAAUGAGCAAGGCUUCGGUGUUAUUGAAAGCGAGGUAAGCAAUCAAGGCAAACUCAAACCGGAUAUGGUAUCGGAGGUUGACGCGUCUGAGACUCUCCAUAAGAAUGAAAGUGAUAUAGCGCCACUUUACGCUAUGGAGACAAAAUCUUCGAGUGAAAACUCACAUGUGAUAGAUAAUGUUUUCGACGCCGAGCAAAGAUUGACGAGACCACUUGUUAGUUUAAAGCGUCGAUCGCUAACAAGGCUACCAAGCACUGACACAAUUUUGAAUGCACUGACGGUGAAUAAAAUAGAUGCUGAGUCUCUUUAUACUGCACUGGAAAUUGCAGAACUUAGAGGUGCCGAUAGCGAACUGCUAUGUGUUUCGCAGCGAACGUACCGGCAGCUCAUCGCUCAAAUCGCGUUGCAAGACGAAGUGAAGGCUUUACUUGCUAUACGCCCGCUUGGGGUCCGGUCGCUUCUUAAACCUCUUAAAGGAGCACUGGCAAACGCGAUAUAUGAGCACGUUCAUCCGGUGAUGCAAUCGAUGGUUAUUCACGUGAUACAAAGUGCGGAAGCAGAGUGUACACUUUUUAGAAGCCACGCUCUAUGUUCCAAAAUCAAGCAAGGCUCGCGUCGUCACAGUAAAAAUAUUGCCAUUCUCGAGGCAAGUCUGGGCGAAGCUCAGCGACGUGGAGGCAGCGACAAAUUGCUGACUAUUUCCGGUGCACUACGCGACCGAUUGCUUGCUGAAGUCCGACUGGAAGCGAGUUUGCUGCCAUUUCAGGCUAUAGAACUCUCACCAGAUCAAACAGGUGAUUGGUCUCCACUGCCAUCGACGUCGGCUCCUCCGUUGAGGGCUUGUCGGCAUCAUUACUGGAUGAAGCUGUCAAAUUGCUAA